UAGCCAUCUUAAACAACUUUCCCAACAAAAGAAAAAAGAUACUCUCUAGCCAUGGCAGAGGGCAUUUCAUUCUUCAGUCCAUCCAUUGAUGAGGGGAGAUGGUUCGGGCAAGGAACCAGAGCCUUAAAGUCAGACCACACCAUAGAAGUUGAUUUCACCCCAACAAUCUUUCAAGUCCCCAAAUGGUUAAAAGAAACCAAGCCCGAAGCCUACACGCCGAGCCUGCUCGGCCUGGGCCCGUACCACCAUCUCCGUCCGGAACUACACAGCACACACACGCCAAAGCUUGCCCUGAUAAAAAAGUAUCAGGACAGAGUCAGAGAAUCUAGCCCGGACUACCUUUUCUUCUCCGAACCCUUCAUAAAAAAGAUGGCGAGUUUGGAGGCAUUGGUCCGGGCAAGUUACGACAAGUACUUGGACAUCGAGGGCCUUACUGUGGUGUACAGCAUCUCCGUCGACUCCUUCUACUUGCUCGACUUUCUCGGUGCCUACGGCCCGAGAACAGAAUCCACUGUUCUCGAGCAGCCAGGGCGCCGAGAACUGGUCGAGGACGUAUUGAAGCUAGAGAACCAAAUUCCUAAUUUUGCCCUUCUAGAGGUCUGGAAUCAGAUAUCUCUCUCCAAACCUCAAGGAGAUACCGAUGAAGCCAUGCUGCAUUCCCAGCUAUUUUACUACUUCUGCAAAGCCCAUUCUCCGCUCAGGCUGGCGGCACUCCGGAAAGACCGCCGCCAGAAGAGCGGGCACUUGUUAGCUCAUAUGUAUUACCUCAUCGUGAACAACCGCGGGUUUGAAGAAGUAGAGAUACCCUCGCAAGCAAAAAGAUCAAAAAUCGGAGAGACUGGGAUAGAGAUUUUGAAGGCUUUGAGUGAGCUGGGACUUGGAGGCGCCCUGAUCAAGCCACUUCUCUUUGCUUUCACGGCUGUGGAAGUUUUGGAGAACAGCAUGUUAACCAAGGAGAUUAUUAGUAAUAAUAAGGAGCCUAAAGAGCAAGAAGCAAAAAGACCAAAGAUUCAUGAGAUUCCUGCAGCGUCGGAGCUGUCCAAGAAACACAAAAUGGGUUUCAUGUUGCUGGAGAAACAAGGGAUUAAGGAUAUCAAGCUCGAAUCAUUGGAGUCCAUACCCAUGCUUCAUCUCCCGGAGAUCACUCUUGAACAAGACUCAGAAGUCGUGUUGAGAAACUUGAUUGCAUAUGAAGCUGCCAUUGCCGCCACCACCACCCCAGAGUCCACCAUAGAACUUGCCGAGUACAUUGAUUUGAUGGGUGACCUAUUGCAGACCCCACAAGACGUGGCACUUCUGCGAGAAAAGGGAAUUGUGAAAGGAAGCUUGAACGACGAACAGGUCGUUGGGAUCUUUGCUGAGAUCAGGAAACCCCAGACUCUGGGGAAGUUGAAGGAGGAGUGUGCAAGCCAGAAGGUGGGGAGACUAUUGAAGGAGUUAGAGAAGAAGAACGAGACGAAGUGGACGAAACUACAUAGAUCUUUAAAGAAGAGAGUCAAGGAGGGGGUUGAGGUUGUGAGGAAGCCUUGUGUCAUGGCUCUCAAGUAUGUGCUGUAUAUACUUUUGGUGGUGUUGGUGGUGCUGCAGCUAAUGCAGGCUUAUUGCCAAGUCAACGGAUGCAACAAAGGGGGAUCUAAAUCCAACUAACCACUCCAAAGUCCAAACGUUUGAGUUAAUUUUUUUAUUCAUUUUAUGACAAAGCUUGACAUUUAUGUAUUUUCCGACCCUACUUUUUGUGAUGUUUUACUAGGUGUGUUGUUGUUGCUGCAUUAAGAAUUUAUGAUGAUUUUAUUGGUAUAUGAUUAAAAUAAUGAAAAAUGCAUGCAAAU
This is a messenger RNA of Cuscuta campestris, 1829 nucleotides long. Lineage: Eukaryota; Viridiplantae; Streptophyta; Magnoliopsida; Solanales; Convolvulaceae. The record is from the annotation of a GenBank genome assembly.